AUGCGUUUCUCCGCUACCGCUGCUCUUUCCGCAGCAGCUCUGUUGACAGGAACUGUCAAUGCUGAUGCUCAAUCUGUCCUCAGCGAAGCCAGCUCUUCUGUCUCCAGCGUUGCCAGCGAAGCUACUUCUUCUACCUCUACCUCAACCUCUGUUGAGCUCCCUACUUUCACUCCUACCAAGAUUAAGGGUGACUUCGUUGAGCAAUUCACAGACGAUUGGGAAGCCCGAUGGAAACCAUCUCACGCCAAGAAGGACACCAAAGGUGAGAAGGAGGAUGAGGAAUGGGCAUAUGUUGGAGAAUGGGCUGUAGAGGAGCCCACCGUCUUCAAGGGUAUGGAGGGUGAUAAGGGUCUUGUGGUCAAGAAUGCCGCUGCCCACCAUGCCAUCUCUGCCAAGUUCCCCAAGAAGAUUGACAACAAGGGCAAGACUCUUGUUGUUCAAUAUGAAGUCAAACUUCAAAACGGUCUCGAGUGCGGUGGUGCUUACUUGAAGCUUCUCCGUGAUAACAAGGCUCUUCACCAAGAAGAGUUCUCAAAUACAUCUCCCUACGUGGUUAUGUUCGGUCCCGACAAGUGUGGCUCUACCAACAAGGUCCACUUGAUCAUCAACCACAAGAACCCCAAGACUGGCGAGUACGAGGAGAAGCAUCUCGCCACUGCCCCAGCUGCCCGAAUUGUUAAGACCACCGAGCUCUACACCUUGAUCAUCCAUCCCAACAACACCGCCAUCAUUAAGUUGAAUGGUGAGCAAGUCAAGGAGGCCAACCUUCUUGAGGACUUCCAACCCGCAUUCAACCCACCCAAGGAGAUUGAUGAUCCAAAGGACAGCAAGCCAGAUACCUGGGUUGACGAGUCCAGAAUCCCCGACCCAGAGGCCAAGAAGCCAGAGGACUGGGAUGAGGACGCUCCAUUCGAGAUUGUCGACGAGGAGGCCACCAAGCCCGAGGAUUGGCUCGAGGACGAGCCUCUCACCGUUCCCGAUCCAGAGGCCCAAAAGCCAGAGGACUGGGAUGACGAGGAGGAUGGAGACUGGGUCGCACCAACUGUUUCCAACCCCAAGUGUGACGAUGUUUCUGGAUGUGGACCAUGGACAAAGCCAAUGAAGAAGAACGAUGCCUACAAGGGCAAGUGGACCGCACCAUACAUAGACAACCCAGCCUACAAGGGUGUCUGGGCUCCUCGCAAGAUCAAGAACCCCGACUUCUACGAGGACAAGCACCCCGCCAACCUCGAACCUAUGGGAGCUAUUGGUUUCGAAAUCUGGACCAUGCAAAACGAUAUCCUCUUCGACAACAUCUACAUUGGUCACUCUGUUGAGGACGCUGAGAAGUUUGCUGAGGAGACCUUCAAGGAGAAGCACCCCAUCGAGCAACUUCUUGAGAUUGAGUCUAAGCCCAAGGUUGAGGACAAGCCGGCACCAAAGUCUCCUUCAGACCUCGUCUUCCUGGAUGACCCAGUCCACUACAUCCGCGAGAAGCUCGACCUUUUCUUCACCAUCGCCCAGAACGACCCUAUCCAAGCCAUCAAGUUCGUUCCUGAGGCUGCUGGUGGUCUUGCCGCUGUCGCUGUUACUCUUCUUGCCAUCAUCGUCGGUGUUGUCUCCAUGUCUGGUUCCACCCCUCCCCCGGCUGUCAAGAAGGCUGCCGACAAGGCCAAGGCCGCCGCUGUGGACGCCAAGGAGAAGGUUUCUGAGGCUGUUGCUUCAGGAGUUGAUGCCGCCAAGACGACUGAGAAGCGUACCACCCGCAGCUCAUCGUAGAUGAGGUACGAGGUUACGGAGUGCGGGAGUCGAGCCGAGAUACCAGGGACAGAAUCGGAGGAAUGUUCAAGUAAAGGAAUUGGAAGAUCCCCCUCAGAUGCGCUGCAUUUAAAUUUCUGCAAAACCGUCCGUUUGAUUUCGCUCUUGGGAUGGUUCUGGCAUUCACGUAAAUCUGUAUUUUAGGCGCACAAAAUACUUGAAUCACAUUGCAAAGUCCUAAAAUCAAAUCAUCAUCGUGCUUGUGAUUCUGUUCCAACAUGCGCCCUUUUCAUUUAUGUGACGCUGCGGCCGAUGCGAGGCAGUGAGUGAUUCUCUUACUCCUUUUUCUACAGUAUCUAAGCGAGAAUCCUCAUGUCAACACAGGCUAUUUGUUUCUUGUACUCAAUAACUUCCUCUACUUCAUUUGAUAAAUUGCUCUAGUUCCUCCCUCUCAAUACAU
This is a messenger RNA of Mollisia scopiformis, 2197 nucleotides long. RefSeq names its product calnexin precursor. The record is from RefSeq and is a predicted model, not a curated record. Bases 1 to 1758 code for a protein of 585 amino acids. Gene Ontology annotation, molecular function: calcium ion binding. Gene Ontology annotation, biological process: protein folding. The transcript has 5 exons. NCBI's taxonomy places the organism in Eukaryota, Fungi, Ascomycota, Leotiomycetes, Helotiales, Mollisiaceae. Gene Ontology annotation, cellular component: endoplasmic reticulum membrane; endoplasmic reticulum.